Messenger RNA from Triticum aestivum (bread wheat), 1590 nucleotides. Its product is annotated as rosmarinate synthase-like. Bases 1 to 1557 code for a protein of 518 amino acids. Gene Ontology annotation, molecular function: acyltransferase activity, transferring groups other than amino-acyl groups. NCBI's taxonomy places the organism in Eukaryota, Viridiplantae, Streptophyta, Magnoliopsida, Poales, Poaceae. The record is from RefSeq and is a predicted model, not a curated record. The transcript has 2 exons.
AUGCGUCUAACGUCGCUGAAGAAAUUUAGAAAGGCAAAGUUGCCUACCGGCAGCGAGGGAGGAGGAGACAUGUCAGGUAAGAGCCACAGAGAAGUCGAUCAGCGCCACCACAAUCCCACUCCCACUCCCACCCACCUGCUCGGCGAAAUGGUGCCGCUCAAGCACUUUGACCUCCGGAUCGCCUCGCGGACGCUGGUCCGGGCCUCGCGCCCGCCGCCGAGCUUCCCCGCCGUGCACGCCGUCUCCAACCUCGACCUCGUCCUCGGCCCCUUCCCACUCUACCUCAUCUGCGUGUACGGGCCCCCGCCGUGCGGCCUCGGUGCGGUGCUCGCCGCCGUACGCGCUGUCCUCCCGGAAUACCUCUGCCGCUUCUUCCCCUUCGCCGGCCGCAUUGUGCGCGACCCGGGGACCAGCAUUCCCGAGGACGCCUGCAACAACGCCGGCGCCGAGCUCGUCGUCGCGGACGCCGCGGUGCCGCUCGCGGCCGUCGACUUCGCCGACAUCGAGCGCUCGCUGGGGCUCAUCCAGGUGCCCUUCGACGCGGGCUUCGCCUUGUCGGUGCAGAUGGUACGGUUCGCGUGCGGCGGGUUCUCGCUGGCGGUCGGCACCAGCCACCUCCUCGCCGACGGCAGGGCGCUGGCCGCUCUGCUCAACAGCCUCACGGAGAUGGUCCGCACGGGCGGCCGCCUCUCCUGCGAGCCUCUGUUCGAUCAGUCUCUGUUCAGCCCGCGGUCACCGCCGCGGCAUAGUCCCUCGCUGGACGCCGAGUUCGCGCGGUUCACGCCGGGGACCAUGAUCAACCCCCUCCUGGCCGCGGCCAUCCAGCGGCGCCUUUACCGCAUCGGGGCAGCCGACCUGGCGGCGCUCCAAACAGCGGCGUCGACAGUCAGCGGCCGCCGCCCGUCACGCUUCCUGGCGCUGUGCGCGCACGUCUGGAAGCUCCUCGCGCGUGCCGUCGGCGAGUCCGCCCCCAGCUGCCGCAUGGCGUGGACCGUCGACGGCCGGAGGUGCGUCGAGCCGUCGGCGGGCGCCCUGGACAUGUACAUGGGGAACGUCGUCACGUACGCGUCCCACGAGGCGAGCGUGUCGGACCUGCGGCGCAUGCCGUUGCACGACGUGGCCGCCACCGUGCGCGCCGCCAUCACGGCUGUGAUGACGAAGGACAGGUUCCAGGAUUUGGUGGACUGGGCGGAGGAGAACAAGGCAGCGUACAAGGACGGCGGGAAGUGGACGGAGGAGGUGAACCUCGGCCUCGGGAGCCCGGCGCUGGUGAUCUCCGGCUUCGUCCCGUUCGCCAUCGACGGGGAUCUGGGGUUCGGGAAGCCGAGGCUGGUCUUGCCGUGGCUGCGGCACAACCGGCUGGGGUCGGCGGCGAUGAUCCUCGUGCCCUGCCCCAGCGGGGAUGGGUCGUGGUUCGUGGAAGGCACGAGGCUGUGGCCGCGGCUGGUGGAGGUGGUAGAGAAUGUCCCGGAGAGCUUGCUGACGCCGGUGACGGCCGGGAGUCUAGGGUUCGCAGACGCAGAGCCGGCCGGCGAGCACUACGGUUCCCGUCUGUGAGGUCGCUCCACGUCUCGCACGGACCAUGGCAAG